Molecule: messenger RNA, 1302 nt
Organism: Epithele typhae
Lineage: Eukaryota; Fungi; Basidiomycota; Agaricomycetes; Polyporales; Epitheliaceae
Product: carbohydrate esterase family 4 protein
Exons: 6
Coding region: 1-1302 (433 amino acids)
Biological process (GO): carbohydrate metabolic process
Cellular component (GO): membrane
Molecular function (GO): chitin deacetylase activity
Source: RefSeq, a predicted model, not a curated record
AUGCCUCGCUCGCUCGCCUCGUCUCUGCUCCUCGCCAGCGUGCUGGCCACCGCUGCCCUCGGCCACUCUCAUGCCGACGCCCACGCGCACAUCCACGCUCGUGCUCUCCCCGGCUCCUGGUACCACGACCGUCGUCACGAAGCGCACAGACUGUUCAGGAAGGCGGGUGAUGGCGUAUCAUAUCCUGCGGUGGGCACCCCAGAAUGGGCGGCCGGGUUCCCCAAGGACAAGACCAUCGACCCCAGCACCAUCCCUCAGGCCUGGAUCGAUGCCCUCAACGCGGCCAAGGCUGCUGGCAAAAUCCCGAACAUCUCCCCGUCCACUCAGACCGUUCCGUUCACCAGCCCGACGUACCCCGGUCUCGACCCCAAUUCCAAGGAGAUCUGUUCUGCGACGUACAAGUGCAAGAACCCGGACGACCUCUGGGACGCACCCGACGGUGUUUUCGCCUCUUCUUUCGACGACGGUCCCCUGCCGACGUCUAUGGCGCUUUACGAGUUCCUCAAGUCUCAGAACGUGGUCUCCACGCAUUUCAUGAUCGGCGUCAACAUUCUCCAAAAUCCUACCGAAUUCCAGUAUGCGUUUGAGACGCUCCAGAGUGACAUCGCAUGCCACACUUGGUCUCAUCCCUACAUGACCACUCUCACCAACGAGCAGAUCGUCGGCGAGCUCGGAUUCAGCUUGGAGAUCAUCCACAACUCCACCCAGGGCCGCCUCCCUAGGUACUGGCGUCCACCUACCGGUGACUCCGAUGAGCGUGUUCGCGCCAUCGCGAAGGAGGUCUUUGGUCUGACCACAGUGAUUUGGAACCAGGAUACGGAGGACUGGAACAUCACCGCUACAGGCGUGAUCACCCGGACCACGGUCGACGCCGACCUCACUAAGUGGAUCACCACCGCGCCCAAGUCCCCCGGUCUGAUGAUCCUGGAACACGAGCUGAGCACCGACAGCGUCAGCGCGUUCAUCGAGCACUUCCCACUCAUCGCCCAGAACGGCUGGAAGUUCGAGUCCGUCGCGCGCGUCCAGGACGGCCAGGCGUACCAGAACGCCAAAGACUCGAACCCGGACACGCCCGUGACGCCCGUCCCGGUCGCUGUCGCCGUCCAGUCCUCUCCUGCUUCUGGCACCUCUGGUGCCUCCAAAGUGUCCUCCGGGGCGUCCUCCAAGACCUCCUCUGUCAAGAGCACGCAGACUUCCUCUGGAAACUCUAACACGAGCGCGGCGAUAACGAUGGCGUCCGCGCGCGCGGCGACGGUCGUCGCGGGCUCGCCUGCGUAUAAUUUAAGUCGAUUUGACACGUGA